UAGCUGUCCCCUCCCAGCCUCUGCCUACUCUACCUACCCUACAACAGAUGAAAUCCGCGCUUGCACCAAUGCUAUAUGGGAGAUGGCCUCCAAGAUUGUGUCAGUGAACGACGAUAUUGUUGCAAAGUAUGGAGAUUGUGCUUUGGUUUACCUUGAACAACAUGUCCCAGAAGGUCCGGUCCCUCGACUGUACGCGAUGAACUAUGGUUUCAAACAACUCUUCUUGGUCAUGCAACGCGUUCCAGGGGUGCCGCUGAAUUCCAUUUGGCCAUUUCUGGCGAACACUGAGAAGGAUGAUAUCAUCGGAAACCCCCAAGUAAUGUAA
Penicillium robsamsonii is the source of this 325-nucleotide messenger RNA. RefSeq lists its product as uncharacterized. NCBI's taxonomy places the organism in Eukaryota, Fungi, Ascomycota, Eurotiomycetes, Eurotiales, Aspergillaceae. Bases 83 to 325 code for a protein of 80 amino acids. The record is from RefSeq and is a predicted model, not a curated record. The transcript has 2 exons.